Messenger RNA from Solea solea (common sole), 2792 nucleotides. RefSeq names its product hydroxysteroid (11-beta) dehydrogenase 2 (gene hsd11b2). The coding region runs from base 137 to 1363 and encodes 408 amino acids. Lineage: Eukaryota; Metazoa; Chordata; Actinopteri; Pleuronectiformes; Soleidae. The transcript has 5 exons. Gene Ontology annotation, molecular function: oxidoreductase activity. The record is from RefSeq and is a predicted model, not a curated record.
GAGAGAGAGAGAGAGAGAGAGAGGGCCGAUCUCUUCCCAGAGAAGAGUGUGUGUGUGUGUGAGAGAGAGAGAGGACAGAGAGAGACAGACAGACAGACAGGUGAGACAGGAGGACACAGCUGUGUCUUUGUCUCUGAUGAUGGACGACUACUCUCUUCCUUCGUGGAUAUACAUUGCUGUUCUCACUGUGUUUGUGGGGGGAGUCAUGAAAAAGAUUUUGGCGUCCCAUCUAAGCCCCACCCCCGCCGUGGUGGCGUGGCUGGGCGCCACUGUGCUUGUGGAGCGUCUCUGGGCCUUCUGUGUUCCUGCUGUUCUGGUUCUGGUUCUGCUCGGCGUCAUCUGCUGCCUCUUCUCCAUCACCAGGUCAACGCCGCCCACCCAGCUGCCAGCACAGGGGAAGGCAGUCUUUAUCACAGGUUGUGACUCUGGUUUUGGAAAAGCGACAGCGAAGCGCCUCGACUCCAUGGGCUUUGAGGUGUUUGCCACAGUGUUGGAUCUGUCAGGAGAUGGCGCCAGAGAGCUGCAGAGCACCUGCUCGUCCCACCUGACCCUCCUCCAGGUGGACAUCACUGAUCCACAGCAGGUCCAUCAGGCACUGCUGGACACCAAGGCCAAGCUGGGCCUAAAGGGUCUCUGGGGUUUGGUCAACAACGCCGGCGUGUGUGUAAACUUUGGAGAUACAGAACUGUCACUCAUGUCAAAUUUCCGCGGCUGCAUGGAAGUGAACUUCUUCGGGACGCUGAGCGUCACCAGAAACUUCCUGCCUCUGCUGCGACGCUCCAGAGGACGCAUCAUCUCCAUCUCCAGCCCUGCAGGUGAUCAGCCAUUUCCAUGUCUGUCAGCGUACGGAGCCUCUAAAGCCGCUCUCAACCUCCUGGUCAACACUCUGAGACACGAGCUGGAGCCGUGGGGCGUCCAAGUGUCCGUCGUCCUGCCGUCCUCGUACAAGACAGGUCAGUCCAGUAACCACGCCUACUGGGAGGGGCAGCACAAACAGCUGCUGCAGAGUCUUCCUCCAUCGCUGCUCGAAGAGUACGGCGAGGACUACGUCAAUGAGACCAAAGCUUUGUUCGACAGCUACUCCAGUGAGGCCAACCCUGACCUCAGCCCCGUGGUCAAUGCCAUUGUGGAGGCGCUGCUGACACCACAGCUGCAGCCGCGAUACUUCGCCGGUCCUGGUGUCGGACUCAUGUACUUCAUCCACAGCUACUGUCCCUUCAGCCUCAGCAACCGCUUCCUCCAGAAACUGUUUGUGAAGAAGAAGCUGGCGCCGCGAGCUCUCAGGAAGCAGUCCAGCUUUGAGGUGAGCAGCAACAACAACAACAACAACAACAACAACAACAACGAUGAGAAGCUCAUCUAGCAGCAGUGACAAACCGUGCAAAUGCCCCCAUCUGGACACACUUGGAGGUCAGGGGGUGGAGCUUGUUAUCAUUUGUCCUUCACCACAGACGAUAUAAACAAUGAAGGAGCAGCGGUUUGUUUUAACCUUUGACCUCUGACCUUUGUCCACAUUCACACUUGUUUUAAGUUGUCUUCUCCUCGUUGUGUCAAUGUUAUACGUCUGCUGACAAACCUCCAUGGUUACGCUGCAGCUUCAAAUGUGACAGUGUCACGUGUUGCCCAACUGCAUUGUGGGUCAAAUUUUCCUCUUUAAUCACGUUAAAUGUGACAUGAACUGAAUAGUGUGAGCACCAGCCAAUCAGAUUACAUCAUGUAAACAAUCAGAUUACAACAUGUAAACAACCAGAUUACAACAUGUAAACAAUCAGAUUACAACAAUCAGAUAACAACAUGUAAACAAUUAGAUUACAACAUGUAAACAACCAGAUUACAACAUGUAAACAAUCAGAUUACAACAUGUAAACAAUCAGAUAACAACAAUCAGAUUACAACAUGUAAACAACCAGAUUACAACAUGUAAACAAUCAGAUUACAACAUGUAAACAACCAGAUUACAACAUGUAAACAACCAGAUUACAACAUGUAAACAAUUAGAUUACAACAUGUAAACAACCAGAUUACAACAUGUAAACAAUCAGAUUACAACAUGUAAACAAUCAGAUAACAACAAUCAGAUUACAACAUGUAAACAACCAGAUUACAACAUGUAAUCAAUCAGAUAACAACAUGUAAACAAUGAGAUAACAACAUGUAAACAACCAGAUUACAACAUGUAAACAAUCAGAUUACAACAUCUAAACAACCAGAUUACAACAUGUAAACAAUCAGAUUACAACAUGUAAACAACCAGAUUACAACAUGUAAACAAUCAGAUUACAACAAUCAGAUUACAACAUGUAAACAACCAGAUUACAACAUGUAAACAAUCAGAUUACAACAUGUAAACAAUCAGAUUACAACAUGUAAACAACCAGAUUACAACAUGUAAACAAUCAGAUUUCAACAAUCAGAUUACAACAAUCAGAUUGUAGCGAUGCAUACCAUUGUGACUUCGCCCAUCAAGUGUGACAAAUCACAGGAAGUGCAUACUCACUUGUUUCAAAGUAAAGGUCAGCUGACCUUCAUAAUGAAAGCACAACAGAGUCAUUGAUCAGGAUGUGUUUGAUGACAUCAUAUGUAAAUAUUCUGUAUCAUUAUUUAGUUUUAUAUGAAGUUUCACUCAUUCAUAUUUAGAUUAGAAAUAAAUAUAGCUUUGUGUUUAUGUUGUUGAAUCUAAAUAUUUAUGACAUCUUUUCUUUUUUCAUAACUUAAAUACUGUGAAUUUUGUAUGAAAACAAUAAAAUGAUGGUGUAAUGAACUUUGAUAGAAAUAAAGUUGACUUUUCCACA